AUGUCUAGCAACUUAGAAUGUGGACCUCGAUGCGAUACUAGAUGUUCCAAGACAGCUUACAAGAAACCAUGCAUGUUCUUCUGCCAGAAAUGUUGUGCGAAAUGCCUGUGUGUCCCUCCUGGCACAUAUGGUAACAAGCAAGUUUGCCCUUGCUACAACAACUGGAAGACCAAGAGGGGAGGGCCCAAAUGCCCAUAACUUUAUAGGAGUAAUAAUUUCAUGCAAGAAUUUGGUGGCCUAACUUAUUGUACCCUAUGCUUUGUAACCCUUUUCUUUACUUUUCUUUUAUGUUUUUGGUUUUCAAGCUUUCCUAGCAGAAUCCAUUGGAAGAAAAGAAAAGUGAAUUAAAAUGAGAGUUUAGAAGAUGAAAAAGGGAAAGACCCUCAAUCGUUAGGCAGUAUUGGAUUCAAUGUAUCCAUUGUAACCUAUUCAAUAUCCAUUUCUACUUAUGCUUUCUUGAUUAAUAGCAAUAUCCAUUUCUACUUUUACUUUCUUCA
Molecule: messenger RNA, 497 nt
Organism: Coffea arabica (coffee)
Lineage: Eukaryota; Viridiplantae; Streptophyta; Magnoliopsida; Gentianales; Rubiaceae
Source: RefSeq, a predicted model, not a curated record